Molecule: messenger RNA, 6085 nt
Organism: Engraulis encrasicolus (European anchovy)
Lineage: Eukaryota; Metazoa; Chordata; Actinopteri; Clupeiformes; Engraulidae
Gene: fmnl2a
Product: formin-like 2a
Exons: 26
Coding region: 453-3740 (1095 amino acids)
Biological process (GO): cell migration; cortical actin cytoskeleton organization; regulation of cell shape
Cellular component (GO): cytosol
Molecular function (GO): actin filament binding; small GTPase binding
Source: RefSeq, a predicted model, not a curated record
UUCAAUGUGUGCGGUGCAGAGUUGCUCCAGGACCGUAUCUCUGUUGGUCAGCAUAGCAAGGAUUAACACAGGCAACACAGACGGGGAACUGCUUAGCCUGAAUCAUGCACGUCGUCACCGUCAUAACAGCAAACUGGGAGUGGAGCAGAAAUUGUGCAAGAUACGGAUAAGACACGUUUUUUAAUUUCAUCGCGCGCGGUUGCCUAAGUUGCUGCCGAAUUCCCCCCGAACGGUAUAAUGCGUGAAGAAAACUCUCGUCUUUGGAAAACUCGCCUGUUGUUGGUUGCGCCUUGUGUAUGUCGGUGUGAAGUGGUCAGACUGGGAUAGAGCUGGCGACUUAAGGACUUCCUCCAAUACCUAACGGAUACCUUUUUUGUUUUACUCGUGAAUUUGUGAAGUGGAGGGAGAAAAGAAAAGAGAAGGCGACUUGAGUAACUACUCCACCUUCAAACAUGGGGAACGCAGGGAGUAUGGACCAACAAAAUGACUUUAGGGGACACAACAUGCCUUUAAAACUACCAAUGCCGGAACCUGGUGAAUUAGAGGAACGAUUUGCGGUCGUUUUGAGCUCCAUGAACCUCCCACCCGACAAAGCCCGACUCCUGCGCCAGUACGACAACGAGAAGAAAUGGGAGCUGAUCUGCGAUCAAGAGCGCUUUCAAGUGAAGAAUCCCCCGCACACAUACAUCCAGAAGGUCAAGAGCUAUCUGGAUCCGGCUGUCACCAGGAAGAAAUUCCGCAGACGAGUGCAGGAGUCGACCCAAGUCCUCAGAGAACUGGAAAUUUCAUUACGCACCAAUCACAUAGGGUGGGUCCGAGAGUUCCUCAAUGAAGACAACAAAGGGCUGGACGUUCUGGUGGACUAUCUGGCUUUUGCACAGUACGCCGUCACGUUUGAUGGCGAGGCCCUGGAGAAUGGCACAGACAGCACCAACGAGAAGUCCAAGGCCUGGAGCCGCUCCAUAGAGGACCUGCACGGCACCAACCUGCCCUCCCAUCUCACCGGCAACAGCAUCAACAGACCCACCAGACACUCCACACUGAGGUCCAACAACACGUUGCCGCCGAGCCGUCGAACGCUGAAGAACUCGCGGCUGGUCUGCAAGAAGGACGACGUCCACGUCUGCAUCAUGUGCCUACGCGCCAUCAUGAACUACCAGUACGGCUUCAAUAUGGUCAUGUCCCACCCCCAUGCUGUGAAUGAAAUUGCACUAAGUCUGAACAACAAGAAUCCCAGGACGAAAGCGCUGGUGUUGGAGCUGCUGGCUGCUGUGUGUCUGGUGAGGGGUGGCCACGAGAUCAUCCUCUCCGCAUUCGACAACUUUAAAGAAGUGUGGGCGGAGGAGCAGAGGUUUGAGAAGCUGAUGGAGUACUUCAAGAAUGAGGAUAACAACAUCGACUUCAUGGUGGCGUGCAUGCAGUUCAUCAACAUCGUGGUGCACUCAGUGGAGGACAUGAACUUCCGGGUGCACCUGCAGUUCGACUUCACCAAACUCCUCCUGGACGAGUAUCUGGACAAGUUGAAGCAUACGGAGAGUGAUAAGCUGCAGGUCCAGAUUCAGGCCUACCUGGAUAACGUGUUUGACGUGGGCGCUCUGCUGGAGGACGCCGAGACCAAGAACGCAGCGCUGGAGAGAGUGGAGGAACUGGAGGAGAGCAUGUCACACAUGACGGAGAAGCUGCAGGACACGGAGAACGAGGCCAUGUCCAAGAUCGUGGAGCUGGAGAAACAGCUGAUGCACCGCAACAAGGAGCUGGAAUCCCUGAGGGAGGUGUACAAGGACGCCAACACGCAGGUGCACACGCUGCGGCGGGUGGUGAAGGAGAAGGACGAGGCCCUGAAGCACCACGGCAACCUGGAGAAGAAGAUCCACGAGCUGGAGCGGCAGGGCACGCUGAGGAUCCAGAAGAAGAGCGACGGCGACAUCACCAUCCUCACCACCGGCCCCCCCGGCGGCCCACUGCUGCCCCCUGGAGGGAUGGUGGAGGGCGGUGGGGUGUACGUGGGGGGCGGAGGGGUGGGCAGCAACGGCAUGGUGGUGGGCCCAGGGACGGGGACGGGGACGAUAGCAGGGCCGCCAGCUGCACCGCCACUGCCACACGAGGCUGGCUCAGUGCCAAACGGUCCCCUGGAGGCUCCAGCUCCUCCUCCUCCUCCACCUCCCCCUCCGCCUCCUCCUCCUCCUCCUCCGCCCGGUCCGGCGGCAGAUAUCCCCAUGCCACCGCCGCCUCCCCCCAUGGCGCCCCCACUGCCCGGCUCGGGCACCCCCACGGUCAUCUUCAACUCAGGGUUAGCAGCUGUUAAGAUUAAGAAGCCGAUCAAGACCAAGUUCCGCAUGCCUGUCUUCAACUGGGUGGCCCUCAAGCCCAACCAGAUCAACGGCACCGUCUUCAACGAGAUCGACGACGAGAGGAUACUGGAGGAUCUGAACGUGGAUGAGUUUGAGGAGAUGUUCAAGACCAAAGCGCAGGGCCCCGCCAUCGACCUGAGCUGCAGCAAGCAGAAGGCCAUCCAGAAGCUGCCCAACAAGGUGUCCCUGCUGGACUCCAACCGGGCCAAGAACCUGGCCAUCACGCUCAGGAAGGUGGGCAAGACGCCCGAGGAGAUCUGCAAGGGCAUACAACUGUUCGACCUGCGGACGCUGCCGGUGGACUUUGUGGAGUGCCUGAUGCGCUUCCUGCCCACGGAGAAUGAGGUGAAGGCCCUGCGUCAGUACGAGAAGGAGCGCAAGCCGCUGGAGUGCCUGGAGGACGAGGACCGCUUCAUGAUGCAGUUCAGCAAGAUCGAGCGUCUCAUGCAGAAGAUGACCAUCAUGACCUUCGUAGGGAACUUCGCAGAGAGCAUCACGAUGCUCACGCCGCAACUUCAUGCAGUAAUUGCGGCUUCAGUGUCGAUAAAGUCCUCGCAAAAGCUUAAAAAGAUUCUGGAGAUCAUUUUGGCUCUGGGGAACUACAUGAACAGCAGUAAACGAGGGGCUGUCUACGGUUUCAAACUGCAGAGUUUAGAUCUGUUGUUAGACACCAAAUCGACGGACCGCAAGCAGACACUGUUGCACUACAUUGCCAACGUGGUGAAGGAGAAAUACCAGCAGGUGGCCCUUUUCUACAACGAGAUACACUACGUGGACAAGGCCGCCGCAGUGUCACUAGACAACGUGCUGCUGGACGUGCGAGAGCUACAGCGGGGGAUGGAGCUGACCAAGAGGGAGUACCAGAUGCACGGCCACAACAACAUGCUCAAGGACUUCAUCGCACAGAACGAGGCCAAGCUCAAGAAACUACAGGACGACGCCAAGAUUGCACAGGAUGCUUUUGAUGAAGCUGUGAAGUUCUACGGAGAGAACUCCAAGACGACGCCUCCCUCAGUCUUCUUCCCCGUGUUUGUGCGCUUUAUCAAAGCCUACAGGCAAGCGGAGGAGGACAAUGAGCAGAGGAAGAGGCAGGAGCAGAUGCUGAUGGAGAAGAUGCUGGAACAGGAGGCCAACGAACUGGAGAACCAGAAGUCUCCGUCACAGAAGACCAAGGGCCGUCAGCAGCAGGAGCUGAUCGCAGAGCUGAAGAAGAAGCAGGUGAAGGACAGCCGGCACGUCUACGAGGGCAAAGACGGAGCCAUCGAGGACAUCAUCACAGAUCUUCGCAAUCAGCCGUACAGACGAGCCGACGCGGUGAGGAGGAGUGUGAGGCGGCGCUUUGAUGAUCAGAACCUGCGGCCGCUCAACAACACAGAGGUGGUGAUGUGAGGGAGCCCAGCAUGUGACGAUGUGGGAAGAGCGAGUGACAGAGAGAAAGAGAGAGAGAGAAAGAGACAGACAGAUGGAGACGGAGAUGGGGGGGGGAGGAUGGGCUGAUGGAUGAUGCCCCAAGAUGAAGGACUGUACAUGGGCAGGGGAUUGAAGAUGAUGAGGUCUGGAAGGUCACACAAAGUGGGGAACUUUUUAGACAACGCCAAGUGCCUGAACUUAAUGAUUUCUUUUCCUUUGUACUUUUAUCUCGUUUUUUUUUUGAGCGGAUACGAUCAGAAUGUUUUAUGACUUCAGAUGUUUUGUGUUUACUUUUCAAGUAACAACUUGAUUUGGCUUUAAAAAUGUUCUUUGGUUUUUUUUUUCUUCGUUUUCCUAGUUGUAAAGAACUGGACGCAUAAGAAACAGUGUUGUAUUUUUUUUUCCAUUUACCUCCAUUGUUUUGUACCCUCAGAAAGGACAGAAUGUAAAAAAAGAGUAUACUUCUGUAAACAUUAGUGUUAGCAGAGGCGGUCGCACUAUGAAAAGGCCACGGUAUAUCUUCUUACAUUCCAGUGCUUUCCUUCAGGUGCAGUCAGUCAGUGAAAAAGGUCAUUAUGUUUAUUAUUCCAAGUGCUCAACACCCCAAACCCCCCUAUACACAAGGGCUAUUUUUUAUAUGAGAUGCAUCUUGUACGUACAUCUUGUAUGUCCAGCCAUCGAGACUAGUUGGUCUAUAAGAAAGUGUAGUGAAUGUGGUGUGUUUGUACUGUACUGUACGUAACAAACCCUUACGGAGAGAUGAUGUUACAAACGUAGCGGGCGUAGAGGAAGUUGGCAGAGGGUGCGGAGGAGAUGGGAUGUUGUGCGGGGGGAGAUGUUGGGGAGGAGUUGGAAAGACAAUAAGGCCAAUGUGAAAUGUACAAGACCACAGGCAAGGCUGUCGAUGCCUUAGGGCUUAAGGCUAGCCAGCCAGUGUGGCAAUUUUAUCAGUGUUAGCAUGGUUAGAGGACCAAGCCGUGAAUAAAAAUGGACCAGUGCUGUGAAGCCAACACAGCCAAUAAUCUUGUCAAGACAGACGGGAAGUGGGGACUGCCAUGAGCCCAACGUCCACGGUGACAACUCAUAUCAGAGUGUUAAGACAAAGUGGCAGCACAUGUGGCCAUUCUAGUCAGGGACACAGUCAGGGAGCCAAACAAAAACCCACUAUGUUGUUCAUUGAAAACUGCACUGCCACCACUUAACUGUAGUAGCGAUAAGGAUCAUCAGCCCUGCGAGGCCUGUUGGCUGCUCGAGGGCCCCAAGCGUUAGCCUACCUAUGCUGCCUGUUAGCUAGAUACAUACGGCUCUGACUGGAAGGAGUGUAGCAUGGUGUAGGCCAGGGCCUGUGCUGUGACGCGUCAUGAAAUCAUCACUAUAUACUAUAGACAGGAAAUCUAUGGAACUCAAGACCUUGCAGUGCAGUGUAUGAGUAGAGUAAGCGACAGUACUCUUUGAGUAUUAGCCCACAAUACUCAUUGAUACACUAUAUGAAUUGAACGCAGAAAGAGUUGAAUUAUUUUUUUUAAAACCCAAACGGGCGGAGAAACUGGAUUUGAGUGAACUUUCUGGCAGUCUGGAAAACAGAAUUGAAAAAAAAAAAAAACCUGAAUGAAAAAAAAAGCUGCUUUCGAGGAAGAAGGCACUAGUGUCCACCAGUCUUGAUUUUCUAUUGUACAGUAUUUAACCACUAAGACCUUUUAGCCAUUCCACUCCACUUCACUCCACUUAAUGUGGACGCCAGUCUAUUUCAACAUCUAGUUAUAUUAAAAUACUACAAAUGAAAACAAAAAAAUAAAUGUACAGAUAUUUUGCUACGAUUUUUUUUUACUUUUAAAAAUCUACUCAUUUGCAAAAAAAAGGAUAAUAUUGUACAUAUUGUUUAAAAAAUACAACACUCUGUGCUAUAUACAUCUUGAAUGUUAUUUUAACUUAUAGUUUUUUGUUUGUUUGUUUGUUUCAUUUUUGUAUUUUAAAUUAAGCUGAGAACAUGAAUCUGGCUAACAUUGGGUGUGGUGAGGAAAGGGGGCUAUGCACCAUAGUCCAUCAACGUGGCAGAGGAAUGAAUGAGACACUUUGUCGUCUUGAUGUGUGCAGCAGCCUAGAAGCAUUCCCGUCAUAGUCCAACCAUCUGCUGUUCUUAACACCGCCAUCUUCAUUCUAUAGACUGGAUUAAUAACUGGCAUGUUUUUUUUUAUGUUUUGUUUUGAUCAGAAAUAUAUUUUAGCCAGUACAAAGGUGUGUAUCACAAUACUUUUUAAUAACAGAUCUCUAAGUUAGAUCCAUGACUUCUCAAUGACUAUGAUUAAAUAAAACUAUUUACACUA